ACCGUCUUCUCCGCAUCUUCACUUGCCUUUGCCCUGCACCACGCUUGUCAGGCGCAAUUAAUCGCGCAGUCUCGAAACUUGCAAGUUAUCUGCUCGGUGACGCCUCCGUCUUCCGCCCUCCGCCUGCAGUGUCUGCGCGCAUCCCAUCCUACCAUAAACCCCGCGACUCUUCUCAUCAAGCCACCGACACACGCGACUCGACCAUUUUCUGACUCUCUGCUACGAACCCGCCAUUUCUUGCUGUUGCUGUUACUGUUACCGUGACACCCACCAUGACGCGAAGAAUAGUAUACGGCGCGGGGCUCGCCUUUACCUUGGCCUGCACCGUCAUGACGAUUGCGAGCAUCUCCAUGCCCCGAUGGGUCAGCUUCAGCCCCAACGGCGAGCGCGAAUACUCAUACGGCCUCCACAGUCGCUGCUCUGCCGUCACAGGCACCUGCGUUCCUUUUCCCAAAUCGAGCGACUGCUCCAAAGAUCCAUCCUUUUGCAACAUGUGGAGGACAGUCGGCUUCCUGACCUCCUUCGGCGUCGUCGUUGAGCUAUGCGCCAUCGUUUCCUUCAUUGUCAUCAUCUCAGGUGGUGUGCAGCGUAGGGCCGCUGGUUGGCAGGUUGCCGUGGGCGUGCUGUCCUUCAGUGCAAUUGUGCAGUGCGCCGCCAUGGCCAUAGUGUCCUACCUAUUCAACAACGACGACCGCUUCUGGAAAGGUUGGCACCUCGACCUUUCGUGGUCUCUAUGCACCGCUAGUUGGACCAUCCUUAUUCUGACUUCGGUCGGCAUCGCCGCAUCGGCCUUCUACCUGCCAACUGAGGGCGAUUACGAGCUCAUCCCCGAGGAAUACUAUGGUCCGCCAGACGAUCGGCUUAUUUCGCGCAUCGCCGCAUGGGAUAACGGAUUCAAGGGUACCGACUCGGGCAUGCAAUAUAGCUAUCAGCGGGACCAGGACAGCAUGAGUGAUGUCGUCAGUAUCGCUGCGAGCAGUAUUGCACCCAGCUUUCGACGGGAGAGUGAUGUCCGGAAGUAAAUCAAAAACGCAUCUUGGACAUCAACUUGUGGCAUAGCGGCAUGAUAACGACGAAUACAAUUUCUCAGAGUGAAAUGUAAUAUGGAAGGAUAGGGUUCAAGGCUUUGGGGGAAGGGAGGGCAUCUGUUAUUACUUUUGACGUCAAUUUGUCUAUUAAGCAUGUUCUCCG
Molecule: messenger RNA, 1191 nt
Organism: Pyrenophora tritici-repentis Pt-1C-BFP
Lineage: Eukaryota; Fungi; Ascomycota; Dothideomycetes; Pleosporales; Pleosporaceae
Product: L-HGMIC-fpl domain containing protein
Source: RefSeq, a predicted model, not a curated record